Molecule: messenger RNA, 1904 nt
Organism: Cornus florida
Lineage: Eukaryota; Viridiplantae; Streptophyta; Magnoliopsida; Cornales; Cornaceae
Product: protein phosphatase 1 regulatory inhibitor subunit PPP1R8 homolog
Exons: 4
Coding region: 276-1559 (427 amino acids)
Molecular function (GO): protein binding; mRNA binding
Source: RefSeq, a predicted model, not a curated record
AUACAUAUUUUAGUUCCCUUUUACGGCUUUACCCUUUCGGCUCUCUUCCUUUUACACGGUCUGCUCUCCAGUGAUUCACAAUUCUAUCUCUUCCUCCGAUCGAUUUGUUAUAUAUAAUUUUUUAUAUAUAUAGCUCAUACGAUCUCAACUGUAUAAGUCUCUUUUAUUGUCUUCGUUCAGAGGUGUUGGAUUGGAGGUCUGUAUCUAGUGGAACAGAAGGAGAGAUGAGUUUCUGGGGAGUUUAUUUGAGAAAAUAAGAAAGGAAGUAAGGAACAAUGUAUGGGAGAACGGGGCUUGAUCGAUUCAAAAAAGCUCAGUCAUCGGAACCAUUCUCAGUUACACUAAAUUCAGCUUCUAAAACAGCUUCACAGCCUGCUGCCAAAGCAGUUGUUCUUCCUGCACCAGCAGCUUCAUAUUCACAGUCUCAGACUUCUCACCUGCAGACCCAACAACCACCUUUGGUGCCGGAUGUGGUACCAGCUGUAGUGACUCAGGUUGGAGGGGGUCAAUCAACUUGGCAGCCACCUGAUUGGGCAAUUGAGCCUCGGCCAGGCGUUUAUUAUCUCGAGGUUAUGAAAGAUGGUGAGGUUCUUGAUCAAAUUAAUCUCGAUAAGAAAAGGCACAUUUUUGGGAGGCAAUUCCAUACUUGUGACUAUGUCCUUGAUCAUCAAUCUGUCUCACGCCAGCAUGCUGCUGUCGUUCCUCACAAGAAUGGAAGCAUAUAUGUAAUUGAUUUGGGAUCUGCACAUGGUACAUUUGUGGCAAAUGAGCGAUUAACCAAAGAUUCCCCCGUCGAGCUUGAGGCAGGGCAGUCUUUGCGAUUUGCUGCAUCUACAAGAAGUUAUAUCUUGAGAAAAAAUAAUGCAGCUCUUUUCCCUCCUCCUCUAUUACCCGCAGAAAUCAGUCUACCUCCACCCCCUGAUCCUUCAGACGAAGAAGCUGUUUUGGCUUAUAAUACAUUUCUAAACCGCUAUGGUCUGACCAAAUCAGAUGUUAUCUCUAAAUCCACUACGUUAGGUAGCUUGUCAGGUGGAAGGGAUGACAGCCAGCAUACAGAGCGUCCUGCUAAGAGAAUUAGGAAAACAAGAGUAGCAUUCAAGGAUCAAGUUGGGGGAGAGCUGGUUGAAGUUGUUGGGGUUUCAGAUGGUGCAGAUGUAGACACAGAACCUGGUCCAGUGGGUGUGAAAGAAGGAAGUCUUGUUGGGAAAUAUGAAUCUCUUGUACAAACCACAGUAAUACCCAAAGGGAAGGAACAAUCCUCCGCAAAGGAAGUCAGUAUUUCCCAAAAAGGUAUGACUGAUAAGUUGCAACAAGCCUUGAAUAAGGUCAAAACUGCUUCAAAGGGCGGGAUCUAUGAUGACCUUUAUGGAGAAACAUUUUCAGGCAAAGUGGGUUCAUCUUGGGCAUAUUCUUCUGUCAGUUCUGGCGGUCGACAAGCUUCUCCAACUGAAGGUGCUGAGGUAAAGGCUUUUGGUGCUUUAAGUGGAAGAGCUGGAAAUAACUCGGGCGGUGUUCAUGAUGACAAUAAUGAUGAUGACGAUGAUUUAUUUGGUGACUAAAUGGAAUGAACAGUGAAAGCUCCCGGGAAGGUUGUGAUUUGCGGCAUUUGCCUGAUUAUGACACUAUCAUUGAAAAUUCAAUUGCAUCGCUCCGUAGACAAUAGCAGGCAUCAUUUCCCUUGUCAAUGGGAAAAUUUUUGUUGUGUUUUAUCAUCUAUUCCUUUAUUUGGCAUGCACCACAAUGUUUUGAACCUGCAAUUUGGUUUGAACUUGAGAUUGGGGGUUUGCAUCUGUAUUACCUGUGAAGGGAAAUGGAACAAGAACCGCAUGAUCUUUUGUUAUUGUCCAUCUUUUGAAUUUGUAGCUUUUUCAUUUUUAAUGUUAGACAUGUUUUCAUGAGCCAAA